AUGAGCAAAAAGCCUUAGCUUUAGACUAAGCCAACCUAAAAACUUGCAACACCUCAAGAAGAAAAAUAAAAUCAAGCCAGACUUGAUGAAAACUGGAAGCACCUUCUUGAAAAAGAAAAAGAGAAGCUAAGAGCAGAGAAAAAGGAACUUGAAAAUGAUUUAGAUUAAUUUAAGAAAGAAAUAAGUUAGCUUAAGAAAAUAAAAGACAAGCUGUUUUUGGAAAUUUAAAGACUAAAAGAGCCAGUCAAACCUAAGAAGAAUUAAAAAAUCAAAGAAAUUCAAAAGAAUUUAAGCGAUGCGACCCAACAACUCGCUAUUUUCUAAGUUAAAAAUUCUGAUCUAAUACUAUAAAUAGAUUAAUUAGUCUUAGAAAAGGACAGACUUGAAGUGGAUAACAAAAGAUAUUUGGAUUCAUUAGCCUAAGAUCAAACUCCAUUUUUAACAUAGCAAAUAGAUUAGGAAGAAAGGUGCCAACAUUGCAAUCAUAUUACUUCAAUAAUGGAUAGUCCUGUCAAAAUUGAUCCUAUCAAGUUAUUAAAAAAAGAAGAGGAAAUAUAGAAUUAGAUGAAAAAAUACAUUGAUAAGAUUUCUAGCAUGCAAAGAGAACUUUCUCAAAAAGAUAAAGCAAUUUAAGAAAUGUCCCAAGAAAUUAAGGAUUAAAAUGUGUAAGGAGAAAAGGUAAUUGAUGAAUAACUAGAUAAGAUAAUAUAACUCGAAACCUAAUUAAUGAGUGUUUAAGAGGCAAAACUAUUAACGUCUCUUGAAAAUGAAAAACUUUUGUCUGAUAUAGUUAAAUUGAAAAUGCUGAUUGAUGAAUAAUUAGCGAUCUGUUUGAAGUAAAAGAACAAAGUAUUAGCGAUGAAACAAGAGCAAGAAAACCUAGAGUUAGAUGUAAAACUCCUUCAUUCAAAGCUAUAAGAUAGUGAGUUGCUAUAUAAAUCUCAAGUAUAGGAAAUAGAUAAGUUGAGAAGGUAACUAAAGAAAGUUGAUCAGUCUAAAAAAGAAAAGUAAAAAAUUCUGGAAUAGCAACAACAGAUUGAAAAGUUAAAGACAGAUAACUAGGUUUUAUAGGAUAUGUUUAAAAGUCUGAAAUUGUAAAUCAAAAAGAAAGAAAUAAAACUAAAGUAAAGAGUUUCAUCAGUGGCUGAAGCUAACUCUCCAAUGAUAGAUAUAGAUUACUAAAACUAAUUUUAAAGUCCAGAAAAAAUUGUUGAUCUUCCGAGCAUCAAUAAAAGUUAUCUUGUCAAAAGUAAUCAGUAGAGUAAAGAGGAUCUUCAUAAUAACAUGAAUAAUAGAUCAAAUAUCAUGUAGAUUUCACCUUAACUGCUAACUCCCCUUAAUUAGAAAGAUAAAAUGUUUGGGAAUUACAGAAGUCCUUCAAUUAAGCAAGUAAUUUAAGUGCCAGAUAGUGAUGAUGAACUUUCAAAUAUAAAGUAGUUAAAACAUAAAAGAUAAUAAUCUAGAGAGAGAAGUGGUUAGAUUUUCAGAGAUUAAAUGGAUGUAAAAUAUUAAUAAUAUCUAGACAGAAUAAAAGAUCAGGCUUUUGGUUCAAAAGGAAUUAAAAGUGCAUUAAGCAAUACUAAGAAUGUUUGA
Molecule: messenger RNA, 1593 nt
Organism: Stylonychia lemnae
Lineage: Eukaryota; Ciliophora; Spirotrichea; Sporadotrichida; Oxytrichidae
Source: the annotation of a GenBank genome assembly